Messenger RNA from Acanthosepion pharaonis, 537 nucleotides. The record is from the annotation of a GenBank genome assembly. Lineage: Eukaryota; Metazoa; Mollusca; Cephalopoda; Sepiida; Sepiidae.
AUGAGUAUAAGAAGAUUGUGUAGCACCAAAUAUGAGGUUUUUGAUUUAAAAACGAAAUCCUUUCCUUUGUAUCUAUAUGAUGCAUUUGGAUUAUACACCAACGGAUUUAUUACUUUUAUUAUUAUCUAUCUAUCUAUCUAUCCUAGUCUGUUUCUAUCUAUCUAUCUAUCUAUCUAUCUAUCUAUCUAUCUAUCUAUCUAUCUAUCUAUCUAUCUUCAUGGUAUCUCCCUCUCUCAUUCUAUCUUUUUCUCUCUCUAUCUCAGCCUCUUCUUAUCUAUCUAUCUAUCUAUCUAUCUAUCUAUCUAUCUAUCUAUCUAUGUUUCAUUGUCCCUCUCUUUCUCUAUCUAUCUAUCUAUCUAUCUAUCUAUCUAUCUAUCUAUCUAUCUACAUGGUCUCUCUCUCUCCCAUUCUAUCUUUUUCUCUCUCUAUCUCAGCCUCUUCUUAGCUAUCUGUCUGUUCAUUUUUUUGUCUCUCUCUCUCUCUCUCUCUCUCUCUCUCUCUAUCAGCUUGUUCGUAUCUAUCUAUCUAUCUAUCUAA